AUGCAUACUGUUUUUCGAAUUGGUGACAUUCGAAAACUUGACAACAAUCGUCCACUAUAUCAAGUUGAUCUUAAACUUACGUCAGAUGACGACCAACAACUCCGGCAAUUAACUGAACGUAUACGACAAGAAACUGCAGGUGGAACUGGAUGGCAUCAAUUAGGUGAAUUACUACUUAAAAUAGGGCAAUUCAAUAAGGCCGAAGAGUUGUACACAGCACUAUUAGAACAAACAUCCAAUGACAGUGAUAGAGCAUUUAUCUAUCAUCAACUUGCAUAUGUCAAAAAGAACCGAGGAGAAUAUAAAGAAGCAGUGUCAUUUUACGAAAAAGAUCUGAAAAUCAUGAACAAAGUUCUGCCUCCGAACCAUCUUGAUUUGGCAGCUUCCUACAGUAACAUCGGUGGAGUGUAUCAAGAUAUGGGUGAGUACUCUAAAGCUCUUGAAUUUUACGAGACAUCACAUAGAAUAAAAGAAAUGGUUCUACCUUCGAAUCAUCCCGAUUUGGCUGCUUCCUACAACAACAUCGGUCUUGCGUAUAAUCACAUGGGUGACUACUGGAAAGCACUUGAGUAUUACGAAAAAUCACAUAAAAUCUUCCAACAAGCUCUGCCUUUAAAUCAUCCCGAUUUAGCUACUUCCUAUAACAACAUUGGUACGACGUAUCAUAACAUGGGUAAUUAUACAGCAGCUCUGAAGGCUGUUCAAAAUGCUCUAAAUAUCCGGCAAAAAACAUUUCAAGAGAAUAAUGCAGUUUUCGCUUUUACAUAUGCUUCGUUCGGAAGAAUUUAUUGCAGUAUGAAAGAUUACUCAAGGACACUUGAUUAUUUUGAAAAAUGUUUCACAAUAGACCAAAAGACAUUACCUGAAAGACAUCCCAAUCGAGCUCUUACAUACAGUAAUAUAGGUGAUGUUCAUCGAUUAAUGGGAAAUUAUCAAAAGGCACUUUUCUUUCAUCAAAAAGCAUUAAAUAUACAAGAAAAUGUUCAAUGUAAUCCUUUAGAAUGUGCAAAAACAUAUAAGAAUUUAGGUGAAACUUAUCGAGAAAUGAAGUGUUAUUCAACAGCAUUGAUCUAUUAUCAAAAAGGAUUGAAAAUAUGUGAAAAUAAGCUACCGAAAAAUCAUCCUGAUUUAUCUGUAAUCUAUCAUAAUUUGGCAACAUUAUAUUUGGCUACUUGUCAAUAUAAUUUAGCAAUGAAAAAUGUUCUACGAGCGAUAGAAAUAGCUCAAGACAAAUUACCAUCAACUCAUCCUGAUCUUUUAGACUAUAAAGAAACAUUAGAAAAAAUUCGAAAUUUGUAA
Messenger RNA from Rotaria sp. Silwood1, 1299 nucleotides. Lineage: Eukaryota; Metazoa; Rotifera; Eurotatoria; Philodinida; Philodinidae. The record is from the annotation of a GenBank genome assembly.